Messenger RNA from Theobroma cacao (cacao), 3024 nucleotides. NCBI's taxonomy places the organism in Eukaryota, Viridiplantae, Streptophyta, Magnoliopsida, Malvales, Malvaceae. The record is from RefSeq and is a predicted model, not a curated record.
AUGUGCUCUCGCCAAGAUGGUGUUGCCUUGAUCCAAUUCAAGAACACCUUUUCCAUCAACAAAACUGUUUCUGAAAAAUGCAAAUCACUUGGCACCAAAUCUUACCCUAAAACAAAUUUAUGGAAGGAGGGAACAGACUGCUGCUUGUGGGAUGGAGUCACUUGUGACCAUAUAACAGGCCAAGUGAUUGGUCUUGAUCUAAGUUGCAGCUGGCUGUAUGGUACCCUUGAUUCCAAUAGUAGUCUGUUCCUUCUUCCACACUUGCAGAAGCUCAACCUGGCCCAUAAUCAUUUUAAGAAAUCCAUUAUUUCUUCUAAAUUUGGUUUGUUUACUAGCUUGUCAUAUCUCAACCUUUCUAUGUCAGAUUUCUCAGGGCAAGUCCCGCCUGAAAUCUCCAGAUUGUCAAUAUUGGUUUCACUUGAUCUCUCCUUGAAUGACAGUCCAGCACUCAAUGAAAAUACUUUCAGUGGACUUCUACAAAACCUAACAGAGGUAAGGGAACUUUUUCUUGUUGGUGUAGACAUGUCUUCCAUCCGUCCCGUUUCCCUAAUGAAUAUGUCUUCUUCGUUAACAUCCCUCGGUCUUGGUGGUUCUGAUUUGCUAGGAAACUUCCCAAUGAGCAUUUUUCGUCUACCAAACCUUAAGUUGCUUGAUCUGAAGGAAAACGAAAAUCUCAUUGUCCAUCUCCCAGAGUCCAACUGGAGUAGCCCCCUCCAGUAUUUGAAUCUAUUUCUGACCUCUUCCUCUGGAAAAUUACCUAAUUCAAUUGGCAAAUUGGGGUCCUUGAAGUACUUGCAACUUGGUCUAUGUAACUUCUCCGGUCCAAUUCCAAGAUCAUUGGGAAAUCUGUCGCAACUUACUUAUUUGGAACUUUCUAGAAAUUAUUUUAGUGAUCAGAUACCUCCUUCACUCACAAACCUAAAACAACUCCAAUUCUUGUACAUUUUUGAUAAUCAACUAGAUGGUUCCAUUCCUGUUCAAGCAAGUGCUUUCCCUAAUCUAAUUGACCUAGACCUGUCUGAAAACUUGCUUAACGGAGCCCUACCAGCUUGGUUAUAUACCAUUCCAUCAUUAAAAUUCAUAACUAUCCACAAUAACCAAUUGACUGGUCAUAUCAAUGAGUUCCAAUACAAAUCACUCACAUGGAUAUCUUUGGGGAAUAAUAAACUUCAAGGUCAAAUUCCAAAGUCGAUAUUUGAACUUGUGAACCUGACUGAUCUUGACUUAUCAUCAAAUAACUUGAGUGGCAUUGUGGAGUUGGACGCUUUACUGAAGCUCCAAAAUCUUGAAUGGCUUGAUCUUUCAUACAACAGCCUGUCGUCUAUAAAUUCUAAUAUCAGUGCCACGUAUACCUUGCCCAAUCUGCGGAUUUUGUAUCUGCCUUCUUUCAAUAUCGGUGAAUUCCCAAAUUUAAGUAGCUCGACAAACUUAGAAGCUUUAGACCUUUCCAACAAUAGAAUUUAUGGUCAAAUUCCCAAAUGGAUGUGGGAUAUAGGGAGGGACUCUUUGCUCUACUUGAAUCUUUCCUACAACUUUCUGAUAGAUUUAGAACAAAUUCCAUGGAAGAACAUUCAGGCUCUUGACCUCAACUUCAACUUGAUUCAUGGUAAUCUCCCAACUUUGCCUAUCAACUUGCUUUUCUUGUCAAUCUCAAAUAAUUCCUUAACGGGAGAGAUCUCUUCCCAUAUUUGCAAUUUGAGUUCCCUCAUGCUUCUUGACUUGUCUCAUAAUGAAUUGAGUGGGAAAAUUCCACAAUGCAUUGGAAACUUCAGCAAAUCGCCAUUGGUGUUGAAUGUAGAGAGGAACAAAUUCCAUGAAAGAAUUCCUACAGCGUUUGCAAAGAGGUGUGGAUCGAAGAACAUCAAAUUGAGUUAUUCGACGUCAAUUUUAAUUCUUGACUUGUCCAAUUACAACUUGAGUGCAGCUAUUCCAGAUUGUCUGGGCCCCAGAGGUAAGAUGCCUAAUCUUAGUGUGCUAGAUUUGCACAUGAAUAACUUCAAUGGAAACAUCCCUGAUUCGUUUGUUGCAGGAAACAAAUUACAAAUACUUAACCUCAACAACAAUGAUUUUGAUGGGCCAUUUCCUAAAUCCUUGGUGGACUGUCAUGAUUUGCAAGUGUUAAAUCUUGGAAAUAACAAGAUAAAUGAUACCUUUCCCCACUGGUUGGGAACUCUUCCUCAGCUACAAGUUCUUGUCUUGCGCUCCAACUAUUUCCAUGGUCAAAUAAUCCCUUCAGAAAAUGAAUCGCACUUCUCAGCUCUGCGAAUCUUAGACCUCUCCCACAAUGAGUUCUCUGGACUUUUGCCAACAACGUAUUUUAAAAGUUUCAAGGGUAUGAUGACUUUGUACAAUGUUCAAAGGACUUCUAUGGAAGAUUGGGAUGGUUUUUACCAUAUUUCCGUGCUUGUCACAGUGAAAGGUUUGGACAUUGAACUUGAGAGAAUUCUAACUCUUUUUAUAACCAUUGAUAUGUCAAGCAACAAAUUUUAUGGAGAAAUUCCAGAAAUAGUUGGAGACCUCAUUUGUCUCCAAGUGCUCAAUUUUUCCCAUAACAGCCUAACAGGUCAUAUUCCUUCCUCAAUGGGGAAUCUAACAGCACUUGAGUCACUGGAUCUUUCUACCAACAAGCUUGUUGGGGAGAUUCCUAUGCAGUUGAUUGGUUUGAUAUUUCUUGAAGUGUUAAACCUGUCACAGAACCAGCUUGUUGGACUCAUACCUCAGGGAAAUCAAUUUAAUACCUUUCUGAAUGAUUCCUAUGGUGGCAACUUGGGAUUGUGCGGCUUUCCAGUGUCAAAGAGGUGUGGCAUGGAUGAGGAACAAGAACCACUGGAAUCUGUUUUUCAUGAAGAAGGAAUUUUUUCUUCAUUGGAUUGGAAAUUUAUAAUGAUGGGUUAUGGAUGUGGACUGGUGCUUGGAUUAUCUACAGGAUAUAUCAUGCUGACAAUUGGAAAACCAGAAUGGCUAGUUAGGAUGGUUCAAAGAGUAGGCUACAAAAUUCUGAGGAGAUUGAAGAGUUAUCAUUGA